ACGUGAAGAAGAAGGAUUCGGAUCUGCUCAAGCAACUGCGAACUGAGCUCAAAAAGGCUCAGGAGAGCCAGAAGGAGAUGAAGCUUCUCCUGGACAUGUACAAGUCAGCCCCCAAGGAGCAGCGGGACAAGGUGCAGCUGAUGGCAGCCGAGAAGAAGACCAAAGCCGAGGUGGAAGAGUUGCGGGGGAGGAUCCGUGAACUGGAGGAAAAAGAGAAGAAAGAGAGUAAGAAAAUGGCCGACGAGGAUGCCUUACGCAAGAUCAAGAUGGCCGAGGAACAAAUUGAGCAUCUGCAGAAAAAACUGGCAGCAACCAAGCAGGAGGACAUUUCUCGCCUUCGGCGCAAACUGGAAAAGCAACGCAAAGUGGAGGUGUAUGCAGAUGCUGAUGAGAUCCUACAGGAGGAGAUCAAGGAGUACAAGGCUAAGCUCACCUGUCCCUGCUGCAACACGCGCAAGAAGGACGCCGUUCUCACCAAAUGCUUCCACGUCUUCUGCUUCGACUGCGUCAAGACCCGCUACGACACCCGCCAGCGGAAAUGCCCCAAGUGCAAU
Molecule: messenger RNA, 554 nt
Organism: Protobothrops mucrosquamatus (brown spotted pit viper)
Lineage: Eukaryota; Metazoa; Chordata; Lepidosauria; Squamata; Viperidae
Product: E3 ubiquitin-protein ligase BRE1B-like
Exons: 5
Cellular component (GO): nucleus; HULC complex
Molecular function (GO): ubiquitin protein ligase activity; metal ion binding
Source: RefSeq, a predicted model, not a curated record